Dioscorea cayenensis subsp. rotundata (Guinea yam) is the source of this 1878-nucleotide messenger RNA. RefSeq names its product sphingosine kinase 2-like. Gene Ontology annotation, cellular component: membrane; cytoplasm; intracellular membrane-bounded organelle. NCBI's taxonomy places the organism in Eukaryota, Viridiplantae, Streptophyta, Magnoliopsida, Dioscoreales, Dioscoreaceae. The transcript has 11 exons. Gene Ontology annotation, biological process: sphingosine biosynthetic process. Gene Ontology annotation, molecular function: kinase activity. The record is from RefSeq and is a predicted model, not a curated record. The coding region runs from base 191 to 1675 and encodes 494 amino acids.
CUCCUCUUCUUUCUAAGCCAACAUUCUCCGUUGCGUCUUCUUUUUGUUGCGCAGUGUGAACCUUACCCUUUCUCUUAAUGAGUCCCAACUAAGCAACGCCCCACAUCAGGAGCCACUCUCAGGGCUGAGUUCUUUUUUAGGCUCCAAGAGCCAGCCUUUACCUGGCACCGUUGCAAAGCCUCUGCGGAGAAUGGCGUGCAAAGGGGAAGAUGGCAUCCAACCCUUGAUGCUAAGGGAGAGGAUUCGAGUGGAUGGAGUCGCAGCGGACGCCAGCUUCAAUGCGAGUACGGGGGAGUUGCGUUGGGGGAGCAGUGCCGGCGUUAACUGGUGCUUGAUGAUGGAGUCGGAGGUUCUAGGAUUCAAGACGAAAGGAGUGAAGAUUAUAGUCAAGGCAUUUGUAUUCGCGUCGAAAGGAGCGUCCUUUGGUGCCAGCGGUGGGAAGCUGGCAAGGACUAGGAAGGAUUUCGUGUUGGAAAUGCCAUCGGAGCAGUGUGCGAUGAUUUGGAGUGAUAAGUUUGGGGAUCUUAUUAACUUAUUUGGCCGGCCUAGGAGGUUGUUUAUCAUUCUGAACCCCUAUGGUGGAAAGAGAUGUGCUCUUAAAAUAUUCCAAAAUGAUGUUAAACCCUUGCUUGAAGCUUCUGGUAUCAUUUAUACACUGCAAGAAACAAGCUAUCAGCUUCAUGCUCGAGAGCUUGCUCACAAGUUGGAUCUUCUAAAAUAUGAUGGGAUUGUGUGUGUCAGUGGCGAUGGUGUUCUUGUAGAGGUAGUUAAUGGGUUGCUUCAAAGAGAAGAUUGGGAUACCGCUGUUAAAGUGCCUCUAGGGAUAAUUCCGGCGGGUACGGGUAAUGGCAUGGCAAAAUCGCUUCUGGAUUCUGCUGGUGACUCGUACUCUGUAUCUAAUGCUGUAUUUGCAAUUAUUAGAGGUCACAGGCGUUCUUUAGAUGUUACCACUGUGCAGCAAGGAGAGGCAAGGUUUUUUAGUGUCUUGAUGCUGACAUGGGAUGUAGAUAUCGAAUCAGAGAAGUAUAGGUGGAUGGGAAGUGCUCGGUUUGACUUCUAUUGUUUUCUGCGUGUAGUGAACAUGCGGAAAUACCAUGGUAAUGUACAAUUUGUUCCUGCUGCUGGAUAUGAAGUUUAUGGGGAACCUCUGGACCGGAAUGAAAGCUGCAAGGAUGAAGUCCCUGAACAAACCUGUGGUGUUGCUGCUAGAGUUCAGCAAUGUGGUUAUACAGGCCCUAAAAUUUCUUUGGAGGAUUUGGAGUGGAAGUCAGUUAAUGGCCCUUUUAUUUUGGUUUGGCUUAACAACGUGCCUUGGUCUGGAGAAGAUGUUAUGCCAGCACCCGAAGCUAAGUUUUCAGACGGCUUCUUAGAUGUGGUAAUAGUCAAGGAUUGUCCAAAGACAGCCUUCUUGUCACUUAUGUUGAAGAUGAAUGAUGGCAGUCAUGUGAAAUCUCGAUAUGUCAUGUACCUAAAGGUGAAGGCAUUUCGACUAAGGCCUGGUCAGCGUGUAGGGAAUCCAGAUAAAGGCGGUAUCAUCGACUCUGAUGGUGAGGUUAUUGCCAGGGGAGAAGGAACUUAUGAGUGCAGUCUACAAGAAACUGAUCUCAUGACUUAUGGUCCUCCAAUUCAGAUGACGGUUGACAAAGGUCUAGCAACCAUAUUCUCCCCAAAAUGAUCAUCACAUCUCUUAUCUUCUUUGUGCAUGAUUAAGAAAACGAAGAGGAAAUAAAAGUGCUGCUGACAUAGAUGGUAUUACUUACUAGCGAGGAGGCACUUGGGUCAUUUUAGCUGUAGAAAAAAAAAGUGCCUUUUAACUUUAAGAUCGUGCAUUGAAUCUAUUUCAAUAAGACUGUUUAUACCAUCUUUUUUUUCCCUUCU